AUGGGCCCGUUGAGGAAUGUGCAGGCAAGAACACGCCCGCGGAGAGAAACUACGAAACCUUCCGGCGUUUUUGACGACUCGGACCACGACGACCUAGCAGAUUUCCACGACGGCGAGCCUCCUUCGAAGCGCAUCCGAACCUCGCGCAAAGCUCAACCACCAAACAAGUGGGUUGCCGGAGGUGGUGGAGGAAGCGGCAGACAUGUUGAUAACGAGAAUACUCCAUCCAACAUGAGGACACCACGCGCAAACGACGAAUAUACAGUCCCCCGCACUCGCCCCCGGCCCAGCCGAGACCGGAGAAGGACCAUGACCAGUGCCUCUCGAUAUUCGGCCAGAAGUAGGAAUCGAGGUGCGACUCGUCCUCGGUACAGCACCGCGGCUGCGGCUUCAGCAGCCGUGACACAUGGAGAUGGCUAUAAACCACGAGAAGAGCGGGGCUGGGAAGAGUUCCAUCCAGAUUUGGAUCUGGAAGCAGACUUCGCCAUCAUACCUUCUGAUGAAGUGGAUGGCAUCGCGAAGAGGCAAUCAACCAACGGAGUUGCUCAAAAUGGCCUUCUGUCCGAAGGAGGUGACCCAGUAACCGUAGGUGCGUUGACUCCAGUUCGGAGGAGACCUGGGAGACCCCAUCGCACCAGCAAUUCGAUGGUGAACGCCCUUCUCACGCCUGAAGCUCCCAAAUUUGUCCCCGUUCCUGGGCCUAAUCCUCGGGAACGAUUGACAUUACCCAAACCCUCAUAUCGAGAACUGGACCCUUUUCUUUCCUAUGAGCAAAAAGACAUCGCACAGGUUGAUUUUGUUGACAAGUCGAUGGCAAAUGUUGGGUAUCAGGAGAGUGAAAUAUUCUUGCGGCCAGAGCGAACACUCAUUAGACAGAUGGAAGGCUCUGCGGAGGAAGAUCUCGACCUCAGCCCGGACCUCAUCGCGAAUGGCGAGAACUCGGCAAUUGGGAGCAGCGGAGUGGGACGUGUGGAAUAUGACAUGGAUGAACAAGACGUGAAGUGGCUUGAGUCCUUCAACAAAGGACGCAUCAAAGACGGGGUGCAAACCAUCAAACCUGCGAUUUUUGAAAUAACAAUGACCAAGAUUGAAAAAGAGUGGCACUCCUUGGAGAAGAGAAUUCCGAAGCCGAACCCGAAAGCGCCUCAGACACAGCGCCCGCGGUCUAGCUCUGCCGCAGCCGUUAAUGGCGAGCCUGCCGGAGAAGAGCCUGACAGCAAAUGCGCCAUAUGCGACGAUGGUGACUGUGAGAACGCCAACGCCAUCGUUUUCUGUGAUGGAUGUGAUUUGGCAGUUCACCAAGAGUGUUAUGGAGUGCCGUACAUCCCUGAAGGGCAAUGGCUAUGCAGGAAAUGCCAGCUUGUUGGCAAUUCCCGCCCAAGUUGUAUAUUCUGCCCUAACGAGGGGGGUGCCUUCAAACAAACCAACAAUUCGAAAUGGGCGCAUCUGUUUUGUGCCACGUGGAUUCCAGAAGUCACCAUCGGCAAUCCUUCCCUCAUGGAACCCAUCACCGACGUUGAAAAAGUCCCUGCCAGUCGCUGGAAGCUGGUGUGUUACAUUUGCAAGCAAGAGAUGGGUGCAAGCAUUCAGUGUAGUGACGGUCGCUGUUACGAGCCAUUCCAUCUGACAUGCGCUCGCCAAGCAGGUCUCUAUCUCCGAAUGAAGACUGGAGGUGGGCAAAAUACCUUGAUGGAACCGUCGCAGCUCAGAGCCUACUGCCACAAACACUCCCCGCCAGACUGGAAACAUGAGCAUCACACGGACAAAGCGUUUGAAGAAGCCACAAAAUAUUUUAGGGAGCAUUUUCGAGGCCAAAUAUGGGCUGACAGCCGCGCAUCUGCUCUGGCAAUCAAUGACACAAAGGACACUCCUACUACGGACAAAGGUCACCUGAAGGUGACUCUCACAAACAGGAAAGGCCAAAAGCAGAAGACAAUUUGGCGGUUACCUUCGGGUGCUCCUGUCAUUCCUGAGGUCAUCCUCAAGUCCAUUGAAGACUCGCUGGUCAGAUUUUCGGUCCCAAAAAAAAAGGAAUACGUCUCCGAAAUCUGCAAAUACUGGACCCUCAAACGAGAAGCGAGGAGGGGUGCCGCCUUAUUGAAACGCUUGCAACUACAAAUGGAUACCUUUAGCUCCUUUGAGGUCACCCGCAGGGAUUAUAAAGCUCAGGGCGCGGCCGGCCGAGCUAGGCUGGACCGUCGAAUCGAAUUUGCCGAAAGGUUGGCCAGAGAUAUGGAACGAAUCGUACAAAUAUGUGACUUGAUCAAGCAACGAGAAGCAGCAAAACUGCAAGAAGCUGUCCUGUUGAAGGAUGUUGUGGACACUGUUUAUUUCCCUAUUCCAACUCUCCUCCAGCCAAUUAUCGACAAAGCCCUCAAGCUUGACCGCGGUCUCUUCCGGAACGAACUGCUCGAACUUCGUGCGCGAGUUUUAAGAAAGGAGCAUACAUCGAUCGUAAGCUUCUCAAACGAUAUUGUUCGGGUGAUAAAUUCAAAAUUUAGCAAUCCUGCGGCAAAUAUUUCGGAAUUGAUUGCACUGGUCAGUGGCAGAGCCGAAGAUAUGACACCGGAAGAACGCGACCGACGAACACUCGCUCGACGCAUUGUGAAGGCUAUUGAACCACUCAUUGAAGAGGCCACUCGGAAAGAAGCCGAGUUAAACGGGAGACCCUACGCACAGCAAAUUCGAGAAAUGGACGAAGCACUUCUCUCGAGACGCGGUUCGUUGGCAGAGUCCACUGGAAGCCCAUUGCUCGACUCCAUUGAAGCAAAACACGACUUGGGCAUUGCGAGUCCCGAAGAUGUCGACGUUGAGAUGAUGGAGCCUGCCAACGCAGCCGACGAGAAAGCUAUCGGUGGCGAAACGUUUAAGAGUAGUAGGGCCUUCGUCGAGAAGGCGGAUAUCUUGAAGCAGGAAGGUCUGCGUGCUGAGGCUGGUGUGGCCUCGGCCGAUACGCCACCUGCGUCCACCAAUGGAUUUAAACCCGAGCCACCUACCAAUGGCGACAUGGCAUUGGUACAAGGACAGCAAGUCGAGCCACCCACUCCUCCGAUGAGUCUGGAAGGUCACUCUCAGAAUCCUCCGCCUCAAGGCGGCAUCCCCUGGUACGUUGCUCAAUUUGAUCCUGAAGGAACGACCAUCUUCGAAGAGCGAUGGACUGGACCCGAGGUCUUACGAGAAAUGAGUGAGGAGUUGAGUGAGAUGGAUGAAGAUGAGCUUCAAGGUCUAGGACCCGACAACAUGACUGAAGAGAUUAACGGCGCACCGCUGGGAAAAGAGGCGGACUCCACCACUGAAGAUUCUACGGUGAAGAAGAAGAGAGGAGGUAAACGCAGCAGAAACUCUGAGUGGGGUGCAAGAACUUUCCGGUUCCGAGGAUGA
This is a messenger RNA of Rhinocladiella mackenziei CBS 650.93, 3381 nucleotides long. RefSeq lists its product as uncharacterized. NCBI's taxonomy places the organism in Eukaryota, Fungi, Ascomycota, Eurotiomycetes, Chaetothyriales, Herpotrichiellaceae. Gene Ontology annotation, biological process: regulation of transcription by RNA polymerase II. Bases 1 to 3381 code for a protein of 1126 amino acids. The transcript is spliced from 2 exons. The record is from RefSeq and is a predicted model, not a curated record.